Molecule: messenger RNA, 1047 nt
Organism: Drosophila ananassae
Lineage: Eukaryota; Metazoa; Arthropoda; Insecta; Diptera; Drosophilidae
Product: elongation of very long chain fatty acids protein 4
Exons: 4
Coding region: 52-873 (273 amino acids)
Biological process (GO): fatty acid elongation, monounsaturated fatty acid; sphingolipid biosynthetic process; fatty acid elongation, saturated fatty acid
Cellular component (GO): endoplasmic reticulum membrane
Molecular function (GO): fatty acid elongase activity
Source: RefSeq, a predicted model, not a curated record
UGGCAUUCCGUUUAGUCGCGGCUGGGAAUUCUUAAAGCCGGUAAACAUUCGAUGGCGUUCAAUGGCAGUGACACAGACAUCGGUCUGCCCCCCAAUGCCAGUUAUACGUAUCGGUUUGUGGCGCCACCGGACGAGCGGACACGCACGUGGCCUUUGGUCGAAUCGCCUUGGAAUGUGGCCGCCGUGUUGGCCUCCUAUCUAUUAAUGGUACGAUUCGGGCCCAAAUGGGCAGCCAGAUACAAGCCGAUGCAGUUACGAGUGCCAUUGUUCCUGCACAGCCUGGCCAUGGCCCUGCUAAAUGCCCACAUUUUCCUAGAGCUCUUCACGGCAUCGCGGGCCCUGGGCUACAGCUACUCCUGUCAGCCGUGUCGGGUGAGCUAUAGCCCCCAUGAAAUGCGUAUUACCACGGCCAUGUGGUGGUUCUACAUCUCGAAAGUGUUUGAAUUCGCCGACACAGCCUUCUUCAUACUCCGUCACAAGUGGAGUCAGCUAAGUUUCCUGCAUGUCUACCACCAUAGCAGCAUGUUCUGCAUCACGUGGGCGGUGGUCAAAUGGAUGCCUUCGGGAUCAGCUUUUCUGCCGGCACUUAUUAACUGUUUCAUACACAUAAUUAUGUACGGAUAUUAUGCAGCAAGCACCUUGGGCCCUCGAGUCCAGCGGUUCUUAUGGUGGAAGCGAUAUCUGACCGGACUCCAGCUAAUCCAAUUUGGAUAUGGAGUAUUUUGGGGCACACAGGCGACGAUCCGAAAAUGCGACAUCAGCACUUGGGCGUUAGUCUCAGGAAGUCUCUACAUGCUACCGUUUAUUUAUCUCUUUGGGAAGUUCUACCUUCAAAGUUAUGGGUCUAAGCCGUCUUCCAAGAAAGCCAAGUAAUAAUAUAACAUAAAGUAAACACUUAUAUCUCCAACCUUUUCUACGAAAAUGCGGUUUAUUUAUAGCUUCAACGUUACACUUUUAGUGGUUAUAGCAUUAUAUAUAAAAGUAUUAUCAAUGGGCUUGUAUUGUUUGGUAAUCACCUUUAUCACUUCCUGGGCAGCACAGCCACCU